CUGUAACGAUCAUAAUGUAGAGAUGAAAAAAGUUUGUUGAGCAUAUGGUUGUGUUCUUUUUUUUUUUUUUUUUUUUGGUAGAUUCUCUUUUUUUUCUGAUUUUGUUUGCGCGAUCGAGUUUGAUAAUCAGUUUGAUAUUUUCCAUGAUGAUUUUAUAAUCUGGGUAUUUGAAAAAGUUUGGAUUUUUCUAAGGUUCAUUCUUUGCAAAAUUGGUUGACGAUUGCAACCUCUGUUCUGGGUUUUGAAUGGUAGAGGUUGGUUUUGCUGUUUUGGUUAAUUUUGAUCGGUUUAUUCUCUCCUCUAUGGGUUAUAAUGGGUUUACAUGAACAGGAACUUCUCUUCGAUAAAAAAAAAUCUUUCCUUUUUUGGGUGUCUUUUGGGGGUUGGAAUAUCCAUUCCAGGAAGGCUAGUAUUCUUCUCCCGAAAGUUCCUUGUUUUGGUUUCUUGUUUUUUAUCUAUGUUUGAUACUGUUUUUCCAACUCUGGGUUUCUUUAUUUGGUCCCCCCCUCCAUUUCUUUGACCUCAAUCGGUGUGUUUAUUGCUCUGCUUGAGUUGUGUUACAAUGAUGGGGUCCUGAAUUCCUCUGGGUUUGGUUCUCUUACUUAGUUGUGAAUCUUUUUCUUUCAUCUUAAAGAGUAAUUUCUGAUGGGUUCUACUCAAACUGCGAAACCAUCGCUUUUGAUCGUCCCUUCUGAUGUUUCUGACAUUAGUCACUGUGACAAAAAAAUAAAAUGGACCAAAAAUUUGUUCUUGCAUUCUUCUUUUGUACUUGCUGUGAAUUUAUAUAGGGAUAUGUUUUUUUUUUUUUAUUUGUAGGUUUGAGAGUUGAAGUUUGUUGAUCGCUAUAAUAGUUUCAAGCAAUUUAGAACCUCUCUUUUGCCAAGUUUUGGGCACUGCCAAAGUUUGCAGUGCCCAUGGAUGGCACAGCGAGCGGAACCCCAACAAUACAAUACCAUAACAUUCCUGACCAGCCAAUUACCACCAUUGUCGCCACUCCUGUCCCGGCAUUCGGACGACGGCAACGCCAUUGCUUCGGGGAUUCCAGCCCUGGAGAAUUCCCUUUAGCUGCUAACCCUUCCAUUGUCCUCCAUGUCCUUACCGCUUGUAAUUUGGAUCCUCAAGACCUUGCAAGACUCGAGGCAACAUGUUCCUUCUUUAGGCAGCCUGCGCAUUAUGCUCCUGACUUUGAACUAUCCAUAUCGGAGCUUGCUGCUUUGGACAUGUGCCAGAAGAAGGCUUUGUUUAAGACAAUGACGAAUGAUGAACGUCAAGAUUUGAAGCAAAGAUGUGGGGGUUCAUGGAAACUGGUCCUGAAGUUUUUGUUGGCUGGAGAAGUAUGUAUCAGAAGAGAUAAACCGAAGGCGAUAGCAGGGCCAGGCCACAGUAUUGCUGUGACUUCCAAAGGAGCUGUUUACACAUUUGGCUCUAAUAGCUCAGGACAGCUUGGACAUGGUACCACCGAAGAAGAAUGGCGACCUCGGCCAAUCAGAUCUCUGCAAGGCAUUCGAAUUAUUCAAGCAGCUGCUGGACCUAGCAGGACGAUGCUGAUAAGUGAUGCUGGACAUGUUUAUGCCUUUGGCAAGGACUCCUUUGGAGAAACCGAGUAUGUGGUUCAAGGGGCUAAUGCAGUGACAACUCCGCGGUUGGUUGAAUCCUUGAAAGACAUAUUUGUGGUGCAAGUGGCAAUUGGAAAUUUCUUCACUGCUGUAUUGUCAAGAGAAGGCAGGGUAUAUACAUUUUCUUGGGGCAAAGAAGAAAAGCUUUGUCACCAUACGGAUUCAAAUGAUGUUUGUCCCCAACCUUUGUUGGGAGCUCUAGAAAACAUACCUGUGGUUCAAAUUGCUGCUGGAUACUGCUACCUUCUUGCUCUGGCUUGUGAACCUCAUGGCAUGCAAGUAUACUCUGUUGGGUGUGGCUUGGGUGGAAAACUUGGACAUGGUCCAAAAACUGAUGAAAAGCAACCCCGACGAAUCGAACAGUUUCAGCUUUUGAACCUUCAGCCGGUGGUGGUUGCUGCCGGUGCUUGGCAUGCUGCUGUGGUGGGUCGGGAUGGACGGGUGUGCACAUGGGGUUGGGGUCGUUACGGUUGCUUAGGCCAUGGUAACGAGGACUGUGAAUCAGUUCCAAAGGUUGUGGAGGCGUUGAGCAAUGUAAAAGCAGUCCAUGUUGCAACAGGGGAUUACACAACCUUUGUGGUGUCGGAAGAUGGUGAUGUCUACUCAUUUGGUUGUGGAGAAUCAGCUAGUCUUGGACAUCAUACCGUUGCUGCUGCAGAUGGACAGGGAAACAGAAAUGCAAAUGUGUUAACCCCAGAACUUGUGACAUCUCUAAAACAAGUUGAAGAGCGUGUGGUGCAGAUUAGCCUUACCAAUUCCAUAUACUGGAAUGCUCACACAUUUGCCCUAACCGAAUCAGGGAAGUUGUAUGCAUUUGGGGCAGGUGAUAAAGGGCAGCUAGGAAUAGAGCUUGUUGCUAACCAGACUGAAAGAGUUGAUCCAGAGAGGGUUGAUGUUGAUCUCAAAUAGCUGUUAUUCCCUUUCACCAAAUCUUAACACCGCCUUGAUCUUGAUUCACCUGGUGUUGAGAAUGCCAUGUCUAUUUUGUACAUAGAAAAACAAAACAAAACAAAACAAAACAAAAAAUAUUUGUGAAGGUUUUUAAGGGUAGGAAAUCAGGGGCCUAAAACGACUGCUAUAUGGAUGUUAAUAUCUUGGAAAAGAAAAAGGGUAAUGGGUUUCUGCUUAGGCUUCAAGUAGUUGUUAAGUCGAUACAAUGUGUCAAGGUUCACUUUCGUAACUUAUUUUCAAUCUUAAAUUGAAUUCAUAAUUUCA
This is a messenger RNA of Ziziphus jujuba (common jujube), 2831 nucleotides long. Its product is annotated as ultraviolet-B receptor UVR8. Lineage: Eukaryota; Viridiplantae; Streptophyta; Magnoliopsida; Rosales; Rhamnaceae. The record is from RefSeq and is a predicted model, not a curated record. The transcript has 6 exons. Bases 915 to 2525 code for a protein of 536 amino acids.